This is a messenger RNA of Zygotorulaspora mrakii, 927 nucleotides long. It is a transcript of the gene MRPS5, whose product is annotated as mitochondrial 37S ribosomal protein uS5m. Gene Ontology annotation, molecular function: structural constituent of ribosome; RNA binding. Gene Ontology annotation, cellular component: ribosome. Gene Ontology annotation, biological process: translation. The transcript has a single exon. Lineage: Eukaryota; Fungi; Ascomycota; Saccharomycetes; Saccharomycetales; Saccharomycetaceae. Bases 1 to 927 code for a protein of 308 amino acids. The record is from RefSeq and is a predicted model, not a curated record.
AUGCUCAGGAGACAGUUUUCAACUAGCAUACGUCUUUUGCAACAUUAUGAUGAUGCGCUUUUAUCAAAGUACUAUCCAAAAGAAUUAUUGAAAUCAAUCAAAUUAGCACAGGAGGUGAUACCAAGUAAUACGCAGUUCAAUGUUUCGCGCAAUGUUGAAUUCGCCUCUUCAUAUAUGGACGAUUUCAGCAAGCUCGACUCUUACUGGGAUUAUAAACCAGGUAUGCCACACAUCCAUUCGCAGGAGGACGAUCUAAUUAGAAACGCGAUCUAUGAUUGGAGCAAGGUGCAGCAACCAUUGCCAGGCAACGGUCAUCAGCUUCCUCCGGGUGUUUCAUUACCGUCUGCGGACGGCCGCUCAUCCAAGACAUUGGAUGUUGCGAGAGGUCUGCAAAAACAAACAGGUGUCGACGUAAAUUAUAUAACAAGGAAACUGGUCAUGAAGCCGUUGAUCAUGAAGCGUGUGUCAAACCAAACCGGGAAAGGUAAAAUUGCGUCUUUCUACGCUCUAGUGGUUGUUGGUGAUCGCAAUGGUAUGGUAGGUCUUGGCGAAGGGAAAUCUCGUGACGAAAUGUCAAAGGCUAUUUCCAAGGCUCAUUGGGAUGCAAUCCGUAACCUAAAAGAGAUUCCUAGGUACGAAAACAGAACCAUUUAUGCCGAUAUAGACUUCAGAUAUCAUGGUGUAAAAUUACACUUAAGGAGUGCAAAACCAGGCUUCGGUCUCCGGGUCAACCAUGUAAUAUUUGAAAUAUGCGAAUGCGCGGGUAUUAAAGAUCUUAGUGGGAAAGUCUACAAAUCGAGGAACGACAUGAAUAUUGCAAAAGGAACAGUUGAAGCCCUCGUCGGCGCUCAAAAGACCCUUGAAGAAAUAGCAUUAGGGAGAGGUAAGAAAAUCGUAGACGUUAGAAAUAUCUACUAUUCAGGUUAA